GUAUUUGAAAACUUUGCUUUUAGAAAGAAAUCCUAUCAAAAUGUUACCUGUGCAGCUGGGGAACGUGACGACGCUGAGGGCACUGAACCUGAGGCACUGCCCCCUGGAGUUCCCACCUCAGGUCAUUGUGCAGAAGGGCCCGGCCGCCAUCCUGAGAUUCCUGCAGGGCUCUGCAGCCAAGCUCUCCUCCCGCCGAGACCCAGCAGCUUCUCAAGCGAUGCACCUAAGUCAGCUGCCAUAUCCCCUGCUGGCCUUACCCGAAGAAUGUGCACCUGACGGAGGCACCGCUAAUUCUCAGGCACCAAAGGGGACCAGGUUAAAAGAAAUGGAGGGCCCGUUCCCACCUGUUGAGAGACUGGACCUGAGUGAGCUCAGGAAAUCGGCCGAUUCCUGUGAAGACUGGCCAAGUGAGGAGGAGAUCAGGCGCUUCUGGAAGCUGCGGCAGGAGAUCGUGGAGAAGGAGCAGGUGGAGGUUCUGCAAAACCAGCUCCUCGCCAUGGAGCUGCCUCCAAACCUCCGGGCCGUGCUGCGCACCCGGGAGGAAGCGCGCCCCAACCCCAGACACGCCCUCAGAAGGAAGAUACCCUCCUUCAAGGGCGCCCUGCCUGGCCUGGCGUUAGCGCACCCGGCGGGGACAGGGACGGCGAAAGAAGCAGAGCAGCUGGAGGAGAGGCGGGCCUCGGCCUUCAGGGAGCUGCGGGAGAAGCAGGCGCUGAUGGAGCAGCGCCGGAGAGACAGAAGGGCCUUGCUGGAGUGGCGGGAGCAAGCCCAGACGCUGAGGAAGAGGAAGAGGGAACUCGGCAAACUCCGGCCUCCACGACGGACACUGGAGGCCCCCAAGCUCCCCUUUGCCACAGAUCUGAUCGACGAUGAGAAAAUGGCUCCACCGGGGAAAGGCGCACAGCUCAAAGAGAAGUCCCCACACGCCAGUAACGAGCCCAGGCCCUUCCAGGAGCGGGACCUGGAGGGGAGGCUGCAGCAGCACGUCCGGCAGAUGCAGGAGCGGAGGAAAGCGUUUCAGGGGUUGGCACCGUUCAAGGAGAUGAGGAGGGCCACCGAGGACCUGGAGGUGGCCAGAAAGCUGCUGGACGGAGUCAUGAAACUGAGCCACGGGGGCCCGGCGCUCCCUGGGAGCCAUCCGCUGUGCCUGCCGGCAUUACAGCCUCAGAAUACGUUUUCCAACACGAAAUACUAAGCAUCUGAAAAUGACUA
Molecule: messenger RNA, 1212 nt
Organism: Myotis davidii
Lineage: Eukaryota; Metazoa; Chordata; Mammalia; Chiroptera; Vespertilionidae
Gene: LRRC27
Product: leucine rich repeat containing 27
Exons: 8
Coding region: 41-1195 (384 amino acids)
Source: RefSeq, a predicted model, not a curated record